AAUCCCGAUGGGAUGGCGUUAUUGGAGCUCAAGGAGGGGUUCAAUGGCACCAACUGGAUGCUUAGAAGCUGGACGGAGAAAGACCCAAAUCCCUGUGGUUGGGCUGGAGUUACUUGCCAUUUACCUGAUCUUAGAGUUAGAUCAAUAAGUCUUCCAUACAUGCAGCUUGGCGGCAUUAUUUCUCCUAGCAUUGGCAAGCUGACGAGGCUGCAUAGACUUGCUUUACAUGAGAACAGCCUUCAUGGACCGAUUCCUGUAGAGAUCAAGAACUGCACCGAGCUGAGAGCUUUGUAUUUGAGAGCUAAUUACCUCCAAGGAAGCAUUCCUCCUGAGAUUGGGGAGCUUAAACAUCUCACUAUUCUGGAUUUGUCAAGCAAUCUUUUAGUGGGCACUAUUCCUCCUUCCAUUGGCCAGCUUACGCAGCUUCAUUUCCU
Molecule: messenger RNA, 434 nt
Organism: Phalaenopsis equestris
Lineage: Eukaryota; Viridiplantae; Streptophyta; Magnoliopsida; Asparagales; Orchidaceae
Product: LRR receptor-like serine/threonine-protein kinase FEI 2
Exons: 6
Molecular function (GO): protein binding
Source: RefSeq, a predicted model, not a curated record